This is a messenger RNA of Drosophila bipectinata, 1068 nucleotides long. RefSeq names its product Adenylate kinase 2 (gene Ak2). The record is from RefSeq and is a predicted model, not a curated record. Gene Ontology annotation, cellular component: mitochondrion; cytoplasm. Gene Ontology annotation, biological process: ADP biosynthetic process. NCBI's taxonomy places the organism in Eukaryota, Metazoa, Arthropoda, Insecta, Diptera, Drosophilidae. Gene Ontology annotation, molecular function: ATP binding; AMP kinase activity.
CUGCAUCGGCAAUUAUUAUCUUAUCUCUUUAACCUUCAUUUCUGCUUUUGGCUAUGAAUUAGGACUUAAGAAAUAGUUCAGCAUAAACAAUAAACCAUGGCGCCGACCGCAGCAGUACCAGUGGAGCGAUAUGAACCCGAGAGGAUUGGCAUCAACGCCAUUCUGCUGGGUCCGCCGGGUUCCGGCAAAGGAACGCAGGCUCCCCUGCUGAAGGAGAAGUUCUGCGUCUGCCAUUUAUCUACUGGCGAUAUGCUGCGGGCGGAAAUCUCAUCCGGUUCCAAGCUGGGAGCAGAGCUGAAAAAGGUCAUGGAUGCCGGCAAACUCGUGUCCGAUGAGCUUGUGGUCGACAUGAUUGACUCUAACUUGGAUAAGCCCGAGUGCAAGAACGGAUUCUUGUUGGACGGAUUCCCAAGGACUGUCGUUCAAGCUGAAAAGCUCGACACACUGCUUGACAAGAGGAAAGCCAAUCUGGAUGCUGUUAUUGAAUUUGCCAUCGACGACAGUCUUUUGGUGAGGCGUAUCACUGGCCGUUUGAUCCAUCAAGCUAGCGGGCGCUCGUAUCACGAGGAAUUUGCCCCUCCGAAAAAGCCAAUGACCGAUGAUGUUACCGGAGAACCUCUGAUGCGACGAAGCGAUGACAACGCCGAAGCUCUGAAGAAGAGGCUUGAAGCAUAUCAUAAGCAAACCAGGCCCCUGGUUGACUACUAUGGGUUGAGGGGAUUGCACUUCAAGGUUGAUGCCGCCAAAAAGUCCAGCGACGUCUUUUCCACUAUCGACACAAUAUUCCAACGCCAACGUCCCGCCAAGAUUCAAUUAUGAGUUGUUCCUGGGCAAUGAUCAAGUACUGAAACUACUGCCUCCUGACAAAUUACUUUGAGACACACAAACAACGUUUAAGCGUAAAGUUAAAAGUUGCAUCUAGAAAUCCUUAAUAGACAAAAAUUAUGAUUAUUUAAAAAGGUCCACAGGUUUACAUACUUUCCUUGUACAGAUUUCUAAAAUGUAUAAGUGUUUGUUACUCUUUACAUUUCACUAUUUGUAACUACAAUAAACAAAAUGAACAAAAUA